Messenger RNA from Drosophila grimshawi, 582 nucleotides. RefSeq lists its product as uncharacterized. The transcript has 2 exons. NCBI's taxonomy places the organism in Eukaryota, Metazoa, Arthropoda, Insecta, Diptera, Drosophilidae. The record is from RefSeq and is a predicted model, not a curated record. The coding region runs from base 26 to 442 and encodes 138 amino acids.
GAUCAGCAAUUUGGAAAUAUAAAAAAUGCUCGCUCAUAUUCGAGCAUCGGCAAUAGCGCGUCUAGACGGUCCUGGCAAUUACAAGGAAUGGAGCCACAAGGUGGAACUGCAUAUGCGUGUUCACAAAAUGUGGCCGGCGGUUCUAUCAACGCCGAGGCCAAUCGAAACGGUUAUGGAUCUGGAGGACGAUAAUAAUAUAUUUGUUGCCGCUCGUAAGCGCAUUUACAUCCAAUGUGCGGAUACAUUUAAUCGACGUGUUAAAUUAUUUUUAGGUAAUGUGAUAGAUCCACAGAUUAUGCCACAUGACUAUCUCGAAUGGAGUAUACCUCACAUUUGGUUUGAAUUGAAACGAAAAUUUGGCAAUCUAAAGUUACGCAAGAAAAGAAAAUUGAAGUUGCAGCAAAAUCAGAAGAUUUUUAAAUUUAAGUUGGACAUAAAGUAAAUACAAAAACGGAGAUAGAGAGCAAUCGGCAGAGGAACAUAAGGAAUCAAUUAUAAUUACAUGCAGUUUUCUUUCUUUCUGUUUUUGAAUUAUAUUAAAUUUGUUGCUUGAGUGUUAAUACUUUUGCGACUAGAGACCUU